This is a messenger RNA of Phlebotomus papatasi, 1583 nucleotides long. Its product is annotated as probable peptidyl-tRNA hydrolase 2. Gene Ontology annotation, cellular component: mitochondrion; cytosol. Gene Ontology annotation, molecular function: peptidyl-tRNA hydrolase activity. Bases 1 to 528 code for a protein of 175 amino acids. The record is from RefSeq and is a predicted model, not a curated record. The transcript has a single exon. Lineage: Eukaryota; Metazoa; Arthropoda; Insecta; Diptera; Psychodidae.
AUGACGCUACCUGAGAUACUCGAUGCCUCAUCUCUGGUCAACGGAGCUGCCAUUCUCUUAUCAUUCUUUGCCGGCUACAAAUACGCACAAAUUGUUGCUGAGCGCAACGGUGGAUCGAGGAAGGACGAAGGGUGCAGUCAAAUGGACAAGGAGUCUCCGAUAUUCCGGGACAAUGGCGAGUACAAGAUGAUUCUGGUGGUGCGGAAUGAUCUGAAGAUGGGAAAGGGAAAGAUAGCUGCACAGUGUGGACAUGCAGCUGUUGGUGCCUUCCAGACAGCCAUCAGACGAAUUCCCAGCAUCGUUCGCCGCUGGGAAAAUUCCGGAUGUGCCAAGAUUGCCGUCAAGGUGGACAGUGAGGAGGAACUCAUGCAAAUCCGACGAAAAGCUGACACUCUGAGGCUCAAUACAUGCCUCAUUCGUGAUGCUGGACGCACACAAAUUGAGCCAAAUAGCAAGACAGUUCUGGCCAUUGGACCAGCUGCAUGCCAGGAAGUGGAUCAAGUUACCGGGCAUUUGAAAUUGCUCUAAAUGCCAUAAAUUCUUUUAUAUUUCCUCAGAGUAAGGUUAUAUAAAUCCCGGAGUCAGGUAGAGUGGUCAAAAAAUAAUAAUAAUAAUAGAAGAGAAAAAAAGAUGGACUUACAGGAAAUUAAUAAAAAUGAUGCCUAAAACCAGAGAUCACCUUCAGCUUCACCCUCAUUGUUCUCCACAGUGGGCUCCUCCUUCGUGAUGGUCAAAAUCAAAUUGUUAUCCUCUUCGUCUGUGUCCGAAAUGGCCAGAUCAUCCUGAAUUGCCACACUUGGAUUGCUGACAAUUGCAGGUUCCUCCUCCGCAGCAGCAGCAGGAACAGGGACAGAAGCCAUGGGAGCUUCUGGCUGAACCUCUGCCGGCAACUGUGGAGGCCGCUGAGGUGCCAAAGAUGAACUCGAAGUCAUUCCCAGGAAAUCCGAAGGAUCAUAAUUGGGAUCGAGAUCAAUUGACUCAUCCUGCGGUUGAUUGUAAAAGCCAAUUCCGCUCAAUUGCACCAUCGCUUCAGCCGCUUGCUGACUAUCAUCAUCUCCAUGGACUCCUGCACAAAAAAUCCCCCCAACAAAAUAAAAUCCCUUUUCUCCUUCCCAAAAUGACAAAAACUUCCUCACCAAUUGAACUUCCUCCACCUCCGCCACUUAUUGCCGAUCCGCUGCGAUUGAGACCUUCUCCCUGAGCCAAAGUCUCCACAACACUCUCAUGGUCAUUGUCACUUCCGACCUCCUCGAAUUCCUCGUCAUCCGUGGAGAAUUGUAAAUCUUCCGUGAAGAAGAAAGAAAUGUUCAUUAGAAGCUCGUAAGGCUUUUUUAAUUCUUUUUAUUCCCAAUAAAUUGACUUUCAAGAGAUUUUUUUUUUAAAUUACAAAAUAAAACAUUAAUAUUCAACAGAUAAAUUUUUUAAAGAAAAAUCAAUGCAAUUUACGGCACAUCCCAUUAUAAAGUGUUGCAAGAAAAUCAUGCAUUUUUCUUUCACACAAUUCAACAUGGAAUUUUUACUUACAACAAUUUUUUGUACGAAUUAAUAAAAUGGAAAUAAACUUAUUUAUUUUACUUUUAAAA